Messenger RNA from Frankliniella occidentalis (western flower thrips), 1382 nucleotides. Its product is annotated as cilia- and flagella-associated protein 100-like. The transcript is spliced from 3 exons. NCBI's taxonomy places the organism in Eukaryota, Metazoa, Arthropoda, Insecta, Thysanoptera, Thripidae. Bases 75 to 1283 code for a protein of 402 amino acids. The record is from RefSeq and is a predicted model, not a curated record.
UGAACUAUUGCGAAAACGCCACGCACGCAUUUCCAUUCCCCCCAUCGCAGGUGUACCAGUUGGAGGAGAAGUGGAUGGAGGCCCGGGCCCUGCAGAAGUUCCUCUACCUCGUGAGCCCCAUGUCGUGGCGCCGGGAGCACGACCACCUCAACGGCUCCGUCCCCGCGGAGGGCUCCUCCGAGACCAACGUGAGCGGGGACAGCUCGGGCGCGCCGUCGUCAUCGCACGCCGGGGCCGGGGACAGGCGCCACUCGGGGCUGACGCAGGCGACGCAGGGCACCCAGGCCACCCAGGUGUCCCUGCCGAGCCGCGACCAGAUGGACCGGGCCACCACCCUGCAGGACAUCAUCGACACGUUCCUGGAGGAGACCAAGACGAGCCACCAGCCCACGCUGUACUUCACGGAGCCCGAGCAGCUGGUCAAGGUGUUCCGCUCGCUGGCCGCGCAGAGCCUGGCCUCGCUCGUGCACAUCGAGCAGCUGCGGCUGCCGCUGGAGGCCCUGCAGGCCGGCGUGGCGCAGGCCAAGGAGCGCGUCGAGCGGGGGCUCAGCGUGCUGCAGGAGCAGGUGGCCGACCUGGAGAAGGAGAUCGCCUGGGAGGAGAACAGGGUCGUGCAGCUCCAGAAGCACGCCGACGUCAUCCUCAUGAAGGUGUACAAGGACAUCCUCACGGGCUCGGGUGGCGAGAACGUGCUCACGCUGCGGGUGUGGGUGGAGGACGUGUACGAGAGGUGCGUAGCGCCCAACGACUCGCACCUCACGUCCUACCAGAUGAUGUGCGCCGUGGAGCGCAUCGUGGCCGCCGAGCUGCUCGCCCUCGACUACCUGGACCAGGAGCACGUCAAGCGCGCGCGCAAGCACGUCUACAUGGAGGAGCGCCGGCAAAUGAAGAGCGCCAACGACGCGCAGCGCAAGUUGCAGCAGAUGCAGCAGCUGGUGCACCGCAUGGAGCGCGCGCUGGAGCCGCCUCCGCCGCGCGGCCACCGCCGGCUCGUGUUCCGGUCGCGGCCCCCGGAGCCCAAACCGCCGCCCCCGCCGCCCCCCGAGCAGCUCAGCGAGGAGGAGCUGGACCGCAGGGCCUUCUUCAUGGAGUGCGACGAGGUGGACCGCCUCAGCAAGCUCAUCUCGCCCGUGCCGAAGAACAUCGCCCGCCUGCUGGGCCGCGAGUACGGGCUCAGACGCGGCGCGGGCCAGGUGUCGCCCAGCGACUCGCACACCGGCGAGUACACCAAGGACGUCGUGUGGUCCGUCACGCACGUCACCACACCGUCCGAAAGAGUAUAAUUACAUUUCAAGCGUUUUGAAAUGAAAACAAGUAAAGUCUAAAUUACUUUGUAAAAAAUAUCACAAUUUUAUUACUAAGAACCAUAAUUGUAGUACAAU